UCCUCCCCGGCCUUUUACGAACAUCGCCAACGGUACGCGCAUCGAACCAACACAGAAUGAGCACGGGGAAGGUCGCGAUAGUCACAGGCGCGUCCUCUGGCGUGGGCAGGGCGUCCGCGAUCGCCCUCGCCCAGGCGGGCUGGUCCGUCGCGCUCCUCGCACGGCGCGCUGAUAUGCUGGAGGAAACGAAGGCGCUCUGUGUGGAUCCCGCCAAGGUUCUCCUGGUCGAAGGCGACGUCGCGCGUGAAGAGGACGUGAAGCGCCUCUUCCAGGCGACGAUCGAUGCGUUCGGGCGUCUGGACAUGCUCUUCAACAACGCCGGCCGGGGCCACGCGCAGGUGCCCAUCGAAGAGCUCUCCCUGGACGCGUUCCAGCAGGUCAUCAACGUGAACCUGAUCGGAACCUUCCUCUGCACGCGCGAGGCCGUCAGGAUCUUCAAAUCCCAGACCCCUCAGGGAGGGCGUAUCAUCAACAACGGCUCGAUCUCGGCGUACACGCCCCGGCCCUUCUCCUACGCUUACACUGCGAGCAAGCACGCCGUGCUCGGGCUCACGAAGACGACGCUCCUCGAUGGCCGCGCGCACAACAUCACCUGCACCCAGGUCGACAUAGGUGGCGCGCAGACGGUGAUGUCCCCCCCAGAGCGGGGCACGCUGCAGCCCGACGGGAGCUACUCCCGCGAAGCGACGUUCGACGCGAAGCACGUCGGCGAGAGCAUCGUGCACGUCGCGAACCUCCCGCUCGACGUCACCGUGCUGACGUUCAAUAUCAUGGCGACGGGGAUGCCGUUCGUUGGGCGGGGCUGAGCGUGGCCGCCGUGGCACGGGCCAUCACACAAGCUUCGUAUAGAGUCGGCUGUGGGACCAUCGAGGUUCUCAGGACGGCGUGCGACGUAGGUGCCGAGUAGAAAGCUAAAGCGAAGGACGAUCGCGAUGUAUACGUACGUUUGCCGUUGCCAUACAGGUGUAUCGAGAUAGUGCUCCACAAGCACCUGAUG
This is a messenger RNA of Trametes versicolor FP-101664 SS1, 997 nucleotides long. RefSeq names its product short-chain dehydrogenase/reductase SDR. The coding region runs from base 57 to 806 and encodes 249 amino acids. NCBI's taxonomy places the organism in Eukaryota, Fungi, Basidiomycota, Agaricomycetes, Polyporales, Polyporaceae. The transcript is spliced from 7 exons. The record is from RefSeq and is a predicted model, not a curated record.